This is a messenger RNA of Abrus precatorius (Indian licorice), 1673 nucleotides long. Its product is annotated as F-box/kelch-repeat protein At1g57790-like. The record is from RefSeq and is a predicted model, not a curated record. The transcript has 3 exons. Lineage: Eukaryota; Viridiplantae; Streptophyta; Magnoliopsida; Fabales; Fabaceae. Gene Ontology annotation, molecular function: protein binding. Bases 107 to 1237 code for a protein of 376 amino acids.
AAUGUCUGAAUGUUCAGUUGUAUAGUGUAAGAAGCAACUUCACCCUCUCUUCUCUCUCUUUCUCCUUGUCUGAAACGCAACUUCAAUAGCCAAUUGGCUUCGCAAAAUGUCGGGGAAAAGGAGGAGGAAGUUGAAAUCGUUAAGUGAUACAAUCAUAGACAAUAGAAGAGCUGUUGCUGAGGUGAAAAGUGAAAAUUUGGAGCUGCAAUCCUGGGCCGAUCUCCCUGCUGAACUCUUAGAAUUGAUCUUGUCCCAUUUGGUCCUAGCAGAUAACAUCCGUGCUUCUGUUGUUUGCAAGAGAUGGCAUUCUGUUGCCAAUGCUGUACGUGCAGUAAACCAAUCGCCAUGGCUUAUGUAUUUUCCAAAAUUUGGGGACUGUUAUGAAUUCUAUGACCCUGUGCAGCGUAAGACCUAUUCCCUUGAGUUGCCUGAGUUGAAUGGAUCUAGAGUUUGUUAUACGAAAGAUGGUUGGCUAUUGCUUUACCAUCCCAGAGCUCACCGAGUAUUCUUCUUUAAUCCCUUUAGCAGGGAGCUGAUCAAACUGCCAAGAUUUGUGAUAACGUACCAGAUUGUUGCCUUCUCUUGUGCUCCAACAUCACCUGACUGUGUUUUGUUUACUGUUAAGCAUGUUAGUCCAACUAUUGUAGCUAUUAGCACAUGUUAUCCUGGGGCAACAGAAUGGACCACUGUUAAUUACCAAAACCGCUUGCCCUUUGUCAGUAGCAUAUGGAAUAAGCUUGUGUUUUGUAAUGGGUUAUUUUAUUGUCUGAGUCUCACAGGUUGGCUUGGGGUGUUUGACCCUGCAGGACGUACUUGGAGUGUUCUAGCAGUGCCUCCACCCAAAUGCCCAGAGAACUUUUUCGCUAAAAACUGGUGGAAGGGGAAAUUUAUGACAGAGCAUGAAGGAGAUUUAUUAGUAAUUUAUACUUGUUGUAGUGAAAACCCCAUUAUUUUCAAGUUAGAUCAGACAUUAUUGAAAUGGGUAGAGAUGACGACACUUGAUGGAGUAACUCUAUUUGCUAGUUUUUUGUCAUCUCAUUCAAGGACUGACCUCAUUGGAAUAAUGAGGAACAGUGUCUACUUCUCUAAAGUUCGUUUCUAUGGAAAGCGAUGCAUAUCAUUCUCUCUUGAUGACUAUAGAUACUAUCCCCGUAAACAAUGUCAUGACUGGGGAGAACAAGACCCUUUUGAAAACAUCUGGAUUGAGCCACCAAAAGACUUUUCUGCGUGCAUGUGAAGAUUAUUUGUGAAACAAGGCGUAUAGAGGAGGCUAGAACCUGCAUAUAACGGAAGUUAUAUGUGAAGGAAUGGACGCCUGUAAGAGGGAAGCGAAAAGUCUUGCCUCCUUGGAUAUUUUGUCUUUGCAGACUGAAACAUUAAGAUUUUUUUGCCUCAGCAGUGCUUAUGCUGAAUAUUAGAGUUUAUGCUAAUCUAGAGAUUUAUUAAUUAUUAUUUUGGGCAUGAUCCAUUGUUUAUAUAAAGGAAUGGCAUCUGUAAGAGGGAAGCGAAAAAGAAUUGUCUCCUUGGUCAUUUUGUCUCUGCAGAUCCUGAAAUAUUAAGAUUUUAGGCCCAAACACAGCAGCGCUUAUGCAGAACAUUAGAGUUAAUACUAACCUAGAAAUUUAUUAAUUAUUAUUUUGGGCACAAUCCAUAAUUUAUUCUAUUGUGACUAU